GCAGAUUUAAUUACAUUUUUGUUUCUUGCCAUUUCUUUGAUUUUUCUCAUUUUUUCUUCUUGAAAACAAAAAGGACGAACAAAUCCGCUUCUUCCUUUUGUUAAUAGCAAUCGCUUCGAAUUAUUUCGUGAUUAAUUCAAUUAGUAAAAUCCAAAAUUAUAAAUAAAUAUGGCUGUAAGUAAACGCGCGAUACAAUUAGGAUCCAAUUCCGCAAUUUAUUUGACCAAAUUCCGAUCCAUUUGCUCCUCUUCGUCUUCUUCUCCUUCAAGUUCGAAUACUCUCACCAGUAGAUUCGAUUAUCCUCUCGUUAAAACUAACGGAAAACGCGCAUUUCUUGUCGAUACUUUAGCUCUGGUGAGGAGCUUGGAAGCGCAAGGCGUACCGUCGAAGCAGGCGGAGGCGAUUACAUCGGCGAUAACUGAGGUGUUAAAUGAUAGCUUGGAGAAUGUAGCUCAGUCCUUUGUUUCCAAGUCUGAAAUGCAGAAGAAUCUUAUGAUUCAAGAUUCGAAUCUGUCGAAGUUUAAGUCCGAGUUACAGAGUUCUCAGGAGCAUCAUAUUUCUGUGCUGCAACGUGAGCUUGAAAAACUGAGGAGUGACUUGGACAAAAUGCGCAGCGAUAUGAGGUACGAAAUUGACAAGGUCACAGCUGGGCAACGUCUGGAUUUGAAUCUUGAAAGAGGGCGCAUACGUGAUGAGCUAACUAAUCAGAAUGCAGAAACCAACAAUCUUACAAACAAGCUAGACCGGGAAAUUCAUGCUUUAAGAGCCCAGCUGGAAGCUGCUAAGUAUGAAGUGAUUAAAUACUGCAUAGGUACCCUCGUCUCUAUAUCUGCAGUUGGCCUUGCUGUUCUCCGUAUUUUGUUGUAGUUCAUUUUCUUGGCUAUUUUUGGCAAAAUUUCAUUCUUUUUUAUGGCAAUUGUUGCCAGACAAUAUUAAAGUUGGUUGAUAGUCAUUUCUUGUAAAAAGAGGCGAUGUCCUCGUGAUUAGACUUAGGUCCGUAGUCAGCGUAACAGAGUUGUGCAACUCCGUUCACAUUGUUAGGCUUUUGUGUUGUUAUUGAGAAGCAAAGCUAAAAUGUGAUUACUAGAGGUGCUUUUAUUGGCAUGUAGUACUGAUUUUGAAAUUGUGGUUUAAGAAAAAAAUUACUUUUUGAAUUAA
Mercurialis annua (annual mercury) is the source of this 1158-nucleotide messenger RNA. Its product is annotated as protein FMP32, mitochondrial-like. The transcript is spliced from 7 exons. Lineage: Eukaryota; Viridiplantae; Streptophyta; Magnoliopsida; Malpighiales; Euphorbiaceae. The coding region runs from base 169 to 867 and encodes 232 amino acids. Gene Ontology annotation, cellular component: mitochondrion. The record is from RefSeq and is a predicted model, not a curated record.